GGGUCAUUCCGUAGUUAACCCCUGCUUUAGGGGCAAACAUUGCCUCUUGUAAUCCUAUUUGCUUUUCCGCGCUUUUGACUAUGCUGCCGCUUUGCUCCAUCCCAUCAAACCUCCAGACGCUCUCCGAUACUCCGAUGAGAAUCGCAGUACCAAGUUGCCCAAUUCCAUUCGAAUAAUCCCCGAAUUAUAUCCGAAUUCCAUGUUCUUACCCUCAAAUCCACCUUCUUUCUCUCGAUCGAUCGAUUUAACUCACCUACUAGGGUUUCUAAAUCCCCCAAAUUCUUAGAGAUUGUUCGAUUGUGCCGAUCAGAAUCGGCGUUAGGGUUUUGGUUCCGUUCGAGUUAAGUAACAUGAAAAUCGAAGAGUUGGACGAGGUUGAAUCCGAUGGAAGGAGCUACUGUCAGGACCGGACUUUUGGGAUACAGAUCGUUCGGGUCGAUGCCAAGAGAGCGCUAGUCGGAGCCGGGGCUCGGAUCCUGUUUUACCCGACCCUUCUCUACAAUGUUUUCAGGAACAAGGUUCAAGCGGAGUUCAGAUGGUGGGACGAAAUCGAUCAGUAUCUUCUGCUGGGUGCGGUUCCAUUCCCGAAGGAUGUUCCCCGCUUGAAGCAGCUCGGUGUUGGAGGUGUAAUAACCCUCAACGAACCUUAUGAAACAUUGGUCCCUACAUCCUUGUACCAUGCCCAUGGGAUCGAUCAUCUGGUCAUACCCACUAGAGACUAUCUUUUUGCUCCUUCAUUUGUUGACAUUGAUCGAGCUGUGGAUUUUAUUCACCAGAAUGCAUCUUGUGGGAAAACUACAUACGUCCACUGCAAAGCUGGGCGAGGAAGAAGCACAACCAUUGUGCUUUGCUACCUUGUGGUGUUUAAAGACAUGUCUCCUGCUUCUGCGCUGGAAUAUGUGCGCUCUAAAAGACCCCGAGUGCUAUUGGCUCCUUCACAGUGGAAGGCAGUCCAGGAAUACAAGCAGCGCAGAUUAGCAUCCACGGGAUACUCUCCCUCCGUGGAUGCAGUUCUGAUCACGAAAGCAGAUUUGGAAGGCUACCAUAGCUCAUGUGACGAUGAUGGCAGUAAGGAGCUGGCAAUUGUCGCCAGAGUAGCGAGGUCGAGCCCAAUGAUAGCAAGGCUGUCCUGCCUGUUUGCAUCUUUGAGAGUUUCUGGCGGCUGUGGACCUGUUCCAAGGCAGCUGACAGAGGCGCGUGCUUGCUAAGUGCGCCAACGGUAUUCGGGGUUGCCUGUACAGUGCAGAGAAGCGUUAUGGAAGUAACAUGGAAGAGUAAUUCGUUUCCAUGUUGUCUUGAGGGAGAGGAAUUUGAAGAAUAAUGAUAAAGAGGAGAGAUUUGAGUAGUUUUUCAAUCUUGUGUAAUAUUACUAGUAAAAUUACAGUUCUGCCUGUACAGAAGUCUUGCAUUAGUUUCUGACAUAUGAACCCCGUGUUGAUGGUGUCGCUUGUCAAUGUCUGCCCCUUUUACCAUUGCUUGCAGGUCAUGUCAUGGCCAUCCUCAUGCUCCGAACAACACUAGCUACUAAGCUGCAAAUAGAUUAGCUUGUUAUAAUCAACAAUGAUAUUCUGUUGGA
This is a messenger RNA of Diospyros lotus (date-plum), 1576 nucleotides long. RefSeq names its product phosphatidylglycerophosphate phosphatase PTPMT2-like. Gene Ontology annotation, biological process: protein dephosphorylation. Gene Ontology annotation, molecular function: protein tyrosine/serine/threonine phosphatase activity; phosphatidylinositol-4,5-bisphosphate 5-phosphatase activity. The record is from RefSeq and is a predicted model, not a curated record. NCBI's taxonomy places the organism in Eukaryota, Viridiplantae, Streptophyta, Magnoliopsida, Ericales, Ebenaceae. The transcript has 6 exons. Bases 351 to 1208 code for a protein of 285 amino acids.